AUGGCGUGUCGGAAUAGGAAAUCGCGCGUGAAGCCUGGAAACUUUGACUACGAGAGGACUAAGCCUUCACAAGCCAGGGGGAGGGCAGCAGGCGAGCAGCAGGCGAGGGGAGCACCAGGGCGGGCAGCAGAGGCGGGGAAGGCAGCAGAGGGAUCACUGGAGGAGAAGGGGAGGGGAGGGAGGGAUGAGGCAACAGCCCUGUUGGCGGCUCUUCAUCUGCCAGUUUAG
Molecule: messenger RNA, 228 nt
Organism: Closterium sp. Naga37s-1
Lineage: Eukaryota; Viridiplantae; Streptophyta; Zygnematophyceae; Desmidiales; Closteriaceae
Source: the annotation of a GenBank genome assembly